UGUCUCACAUAUUUCAAGUUUUUUAAAAACUCUACUUCAGGGAAUCCUCGAUCACCAGAUGGGGGUGUGUAUCACUAAAGGAUUCUGAAGCAAUCACAGUUUGCAGAGACUUUAUAAUUUUGGUUCGAUUCCCGGGAUCAAAUGCCGAAAAAGCGGGAAGAUAAUAUCUUCUUCACACAUGAGUGAUGAUUUUUGAGUGAAUACACACUGAGGGUCAGUAACUAUAAAGCAUUUGAAAGGCAAGAUCAAAGCUGGCAUUGUUCAGUUACUAUAAAACGUUCGUGACGUAUUAAAGGUUAUGAGGCUUCUUCCAUGGAAAGGCAGGUAUGAAACCACACACACACACAGACUGCAUUUUGCACUUGUGUAUGUGGGUGUGGAAAGCAGAGGACCGGGUCUCUUUACUCUGAAAAAGUCUGUCCUCACUCACUCUGAGCUGGAUAUACUGAACAAGAACCAUGCUCCGCUUCAUCCUGUUGGUUUAUUGUUUGUCAAGUGCAGCAAACUCAGAGCUGUUGAGCCGUCACAGAAGGGCGUGGAUUAUUGAUUCCUUUGAGAUUGAGGAGGGCCAUCCAGGGCCAUUCCCAUAUGAGUUGGGCAAGGUGAGUGUUGAUAGGGAAUAUCAAAUAUACUUUGAACUGCAUGGACAAGGGGUGGACGAGGAGCCGAUGGGAGUCAUCUCCAUAGACGAAUACUCUGGCAUGUUGAACGUCCACAAGGCCGUGGACUAUGAGAAGUGGCACACACUUGAGCUAAGAUUUGAGGCCAGAAAAAUGGACGUAUCAAUGGACACCAGGUUAGGAAUUCAGAUUUCUAUAAAGGACAUCAAUGACAAUCCACCACGCUUUGAGAGGGAUCUGUAUGAGAUUAACCUUCCUCAGGAAUCAACACAAGGCUCCAAUCUUUUGAAAGUGCACGCUACUGACAUAGACAAGAGAGAAACACUAAACUCAACCUUCCACUAUGAAAUCAAAUCUGUGUCUCCAAAUGUUAGAGACACUGAACUCGUCAUUGAAGAGUCUGGAUACAUCUCAUUCAAAGGUUGUUUAAAUUAUGAGGUGGCUGAAAAGUUUACAAUAGUGGUGGAGGCCAAAGACCACGGUGAAGUAGUCAAACUGUCCAGUUCAACCAUUGUUGUCAUUCAUGUAGGGAAUGGCAACAACCACCUUCCAGUCAUCAGCGGUCAAACGGGCACUGGUAAAGUGAAGGAGCUUGAGACUGGGGUCUCUCCUGUGAGGCUGCAUGUGACAGACAAAGACACCCCCCACACCUCGGGAUGGAGAGCCAGAUACACCAUACAUGGUGACGAGAGAGAGAACUUCAAGAUACUAACAGACUUAGAGACUAAUGAUGGGAUCCUGACAGUAGUUGAACCUUUAGACUUUGAGAAUGGGGCGCAGAGGGAGCUGCUGAUCUCAGUGGAAAACGAGGCGCCGUAUUACUCCUGUGAAGUAAAAGAGAGGACGCCCUCAGGCCUCUGGAAAGUUGACACCAUUAAAGGCCAUGAUCCCUCUGGUGCAGCUGAACCUCAGUCUGUAAAAGUCACCGUUGAUGUGGAGGAUGCCAAUGACCCUCCUAAUUUCAGCAUGACCCUGAAAGAGGUCGCGGUGAUGGAGAACGUACCCGCUGGAACCUGGUUUGAUAAAGUGACAGCUGUGGAUCCUGACUCCAAUUAUUCCAAAGAGUUUGUGUACAAGGUAGGAAAUGAUCCUGCUGGCUGGGUGACGGUGGAUCCCCUCACAGGAAUCAUCACAAUGAUAAAGACGCCCGACAGAGAAUCUCCACACGUUGUUAACGGCACCUACACCAUCUUAGUGUAUGCAGUUGACAAAGGUAUACCACCAAUGACAGGAACAGCUACACUACAUAUCCAUGUGUGGGACCAGAAUGACAAUGUGCCACAGCUAACAGUGGACAGCCUGGAUGUGUGUGUGUUUGAUGCCCCCACAACCACCAACAUCGAGGCCUUUGACCCAGAUGAAGCCCCUUAUGGAGGGCCUUUCACUUUUGAACUGUUGGGAAAUGUUGAAGGAAAAUGGAGACUGAAUCCUGGUUAUGGUUAUACAGCUGGUCUGGUGAAGGAGCCCGGUGUGUCCUCUGGUCAACACACAAUUCAUCUAAAGAUCUCCGACAUGCAGGGAGCAUUUAAAGUUUACAACCUCAGUGUGACUGCAUGUGGCUGCACUGUGACACCAAACUGUCGAAUUCGCCAGAAAUCUGAAAUAAACAUUGGCCCUUAUGCUUUAUGCAUAAUAAUUUGUUCACUCUUACUUCUUCUGUUUCUGCUGCUGCUGGCUCUCAGCAUCUCGUCCAAAAGAGAGUUUUUUACUAUGGAGCCUGAAGAUUGUUCAGGAGGAAUCCUCCUCCAAUCAAACACUGAGGCACCAGGAGACAACUGCGAGAUUCCUGUCACUAUUAUGGAAGAACCAGUUUGUAUGGAGCAAUAUAAUCAAUCUAAUUUCCAUAUUCCACUGAGUGGGAUGAGAAAUGGGAGAUAUUCAGCAAGGGUGGGUAUGAAUGAAGUUCAGACUUUUGGCAGUUUUCGGAGUUUACGCUCACAACCUAGGGAUUUUACACAGAGGUCCAUCCACCCACGCUUUGGGGAUUUCAGAAGAGAAAGCCAAUACAGCCAAUACAGCUACACUGGGAACCAGUCAAACUGGAAUUCUCCAAUAACCACUGGCUUUGACAGCAGCCAUCAGUUUGAAGACAUGAGCAAUAUGAACGUCCUCCAAACACAAACCGUGAGCUGUGCUACAGAGUCUAAUGACAUGCAGGUUAAACUGGUUCAGUGCCUAAUCUCCUCAAAAGUGACCUCACUCUGGAAGAAAGAAGUGGACUUAGGAGACGAUGAGCUUCACAUCUAUGCAGUGGAAGGGAAUUUAGAAACCAACUCAGCGUUGGAGACAAUCAACAUUUUGGAAGAGGAUUCAUUUCAGGACACACUGAAAGAUCUGGGUCCAAAGUUUCACCAACUGGCUUCUAUAUGCAGCCUGACACAAACACAGUACUCAGGAUAUCCUGUUAUGUAGCAAACAUUUUUGUUUCAAGUGUGAGGAAGAAGGCAUUUAAUCCCUUUAUUCCAUUCAGAUUUGGGGUUAAUUAAAAAGGGUUUGUGGCAACCACUUCUGCAUGAGAUAUACUACCAGAGAGCUUUAUUGUUAAUCACAUGUGUUUAAUAACUGUGCCACAUGCAUCUUCAUUUUUCAUAUCAAAAUGAGGAAAGAAAAACAAAAGUGCACAGUUGCUGGAUUAUAAUUGUUCUUCACUUUCAUGUUAGGAUCCAAAAUGCUAAUUUGCAUUUGGGAUAAACAAAAAAAACAAAAAAUCAUCUUCACUGAGUGCUCAUGCAAAGGGUGGAACUCAAGGUGGUCCCCCUUAAACAAGUAGAAAACUACAGUAUUUACCACAGUUUUAAGAAAAUUGAAACCCUUCAGAGUCUACCUCUACCAACUUUUGGGAGCGCUCUCUGCUCAGUUGCAUUUGGCCCAGGUGGUCCUCGUAAAAAGGCAUUUUUUGGGGUGAGGCUGGAGAUUAAGGAGGUUGUGGGGUCUUUGUCACAGAGCUGUGCCUAAUGCCAAAAUAAAAAUGAAUUGAUUAUGUGGUGUCCACAGUAAUCAGGUUUGAAGAGCUCCUAAAACUCCCUACACCACAUACAUACUGGGAGUUAGUCAUGAUAGGUAAAGCGUGUCUUUUUUAAAAAAAAAAGAGAUCUUGCUUUUGUGUUGAAUCUCGAGCAUCUGUGGCCACGAUAGUUUUUACCCGUAGUUUUAAAGGUGUUAUGGGGUUUUGGGCUCAGGGUUUCUGAGAACAGUUUUGGUUCUGUUUUGGUUUUGAGGAUCAUUUGUGUUUGAGGUAUUAUAAUUUGUAUUGUUUAUAUUUUUGCUUUAUCUCCCAGCCGCCUCUGUCCUUCUUGUAUAAAUAGUGUUCAGUGUAUUCUGUUCAGGUCUGUGUUUUGUCCUCCUGUGUCUCAUGUGCGAAGUUAGUCUUCUCUCCCCUGUCACAAAAUUCAUUUGUGUCUGUCUUCCUGUUUUACUUUGGUGAUUGUUGUUGUAUGUUGUAGGUUUUUUUCUGUGAUUUACCAGAAAUAAAACUUGGUUUUGAGUUCA
Haplochromis burtoni (Burton's mouthbrooder) is the source of this 4109-nucleotide messenger RNA. Its product is annotated as cadherin-like protein 26. NCBI's taxonomy places the organism in Eukaryota, Metazoa, Chordata, Actinopteri, Cichliformes, Cichlidae. Gene Ontology annotation, biological process: cell-cell junction assembly; multicellular organism development; homophilic cell-cell adhesion. The record is from RefSeq and is a predicted model, not a curated record. Gene Ontology annotation, molecular function: calcium ion binding; cadherin binding. The transcript has 17 exons. The coding region runs from base 459 to 3032 and encodes 857 amino acids. Gene Ontology annotation, cellular component: plasma membrane; adherens junction; catenin complex.